UGUGUUUUAGGUAUUUCAUGAAGUGAUGAAUUUCAAAUGAAUAUACUCGAAAUUAAAUCUAUGCCAUUUAGGUUUUCAUGGAGUUUUCUUAUUUUUUUAGUUUUAAACAAGAAAGUAAAAGAGUAUUGAUAAUGAUUAGUAUGUUUCAGAGGUUGGAAUUUUGGACUGUUGUUGUAUUUGUAUUAUGUAUGGCAGAGUCACAUAUAUCUACUAAUGAUAAUAAGAAAGGAUUCAUUCUCAAGAAUCUUAUUCGUUCUAUUCAUUAUAUACCUUUCUAAUAAUUAUUGUACAACAUUUAAACUAACCAAAUAUCAUCAUCACCAUUAUUAUUAUCUACCAAGAACACAUUCAUCAUCAUUAUUACCAUUACAAAAACGUUAUGAAUUAUUUGAACCCUUAGAUACAAAUUUAGUUAGAGCAAUGUUCAUUGGUGGUCAUACAGAUCGUUUACUUAAUCAUCAACAAAAUAUUAAAACUACUAAUAUAGAUGAUAGUAGUAUAGAUGAUAAUAUUUAUAAUCCAAGAAAUGAUCGUAACAAUAAUAAUGAUUAUAAUAAUAAUAAUUUAGAUGAAGAAUAUUAUAUCAAUUCAAAAAAUCAUCUUGGAAGUCUCAUGAGAUAUGGAUGAAUGAAUGUGAAUGGAGGAAAGAAACAUACACACACACACACAAAGAGUAAGCACUGAACAACAUUGACAUAGAAACAGAAUGUAACAUUUAAUUGUAAUGAAUUUAUUAUAAAGCUUAUUGAAUGACGAUGUAUAAUCUUAUUUUGAUUUCUAUAUAUACAUAUACAUAUUUGUAAGCAUAGAUUCAAUCUUUAAUUGUUUACACUUGCGGAAAUAAAACAUAUAAUGUAUGA
Schistosoma rodhaini is the source of this 860-nucleotide messenger RNA. The record is from the annotation of a GenBank genome assembly. NCBI's taxonomy places the organism in Eukaryota, Metazoa, Platyhelminthes, Trematoda, Strigeidida, Schistosomatidae.